Messenger RNA from Chlamydomonas reinhardtii, 3876 nucleotides. RefSeq lists its product as uncharacterized. The transcript has 19 exons. Gene Ontology annotation, molecular function: metallopeptidase activity. Lineage: Eukaryota; Viridiplantae; Chlorophyta; Chlorophyceae; Chlamydomonadales; Chlamydomonadaceae. The record is from RefSeq and is a predicted model, not a curated record. The coding region runs from base 34 to 3033 and encodes 999 amino acids.
UAGCGCCGUUAUUGACAGGAGCAGCAUAUACUUAUGAGUUCGCGGCGUCAGAGCAAGCCCUCCCGGUGCCGCUAUCCGCGGAGCUUCUACGAUCCAUCACAUCUGGUCCAGAGCCUCUGUGUGGACCCGACCAGCGGCGAAGGCGGCACCGCACUGUCGGGGAUCGACAGCCGCAGCGGUCAUAGCAGCACUACAGCUGAAGACGCGCACAGGCAGCUAACGCUGUACGAAUCAGUGAAGGGGUUGUUCGGCUGGCUUGCAAAGGACAGCGGCUGCGGCGGGCUGGGCGAUGUCGACUGUCUGAGGGAGCAGGCAGCGGCUGCGCUGGCCUCAUCAGGCGGGGCGCUGGCGGAGCUCGCCGCGCGCACAGCCGCCACUUGCGGCCUGGGCCCGGCACAGCUGGCCGACGCGGCGGGACACAUGGCGGCGGCGCUGGCGGCGCUGGCGGCGCCGGAGCGGCGGGCGGCGCUGGUGGACGCCGCGGAGCACGUGGCCCGGGCGGGCUGGUGCACGUGCGGCGGCCAGAAGCAUGCGCCGCACGGCCAUGGCGGCGGGCCGCAUGGGGGCGCGGGAGGCGCGAGCGCGCGAGCGGCAGCUGUGCACGACGAUGCGGGACGGGGGCUGGAGAUGGGAGGGGAACAGGAGGCGGAGGAUGGGCGGGAGGAGCAGGAGCAGGAGCAGGAGGUUCCGACCGGGGCAAGAGGAGGUGGCGACAGCACCGGCGCCACCGGCGCAGCCAGAAGUGCGGGACUCGAUGCAGGUGACGUGUUGCCUCUGGGUUCGUCACGGUCAGCGGGCAUGGACACAGCUGGGGCGGCCGGGGAGGACGGGUCAGGCCUGGGACAGGUGGGACUGGUGCUCCGGCAGUACCGCCCUGGAGCGGUGGUGGUGUGGGUCAGUGACGACGGCGCCGUCGUUCGUCAGGAUGCAGCAGUAGCAGGAGCAGCUGAUGAUGACGGUGACGGCUACGGCAGUAGCAGUAGCAGUAGCAGUCGCAGUAGCGGUGCCGCGGCCAUCGCUACAGCCAGCGGCGCGCCUGCACGGCGGCUGAACAGCCACUACCAGCAUCGCCGCGAUCAGCACCGCAGCCGACAUCGCGACCACCCAAAACCACACCCGCAUCCACAUCCGCACCCGCACCGCCACCAGCACCGGCGGCGGCUGCAGCAGUCUGCGUCGGCGUUCACGUCCUCCCCGGGCGCCAUGAGGAACGUGCAGUACAACUACUACCUGCCGCCAGUGCCGCCGCCGGAGCCCAGCUCCUACCCGCCCAAUGUGCUACUGCCGCUGGUGUUUCACGUGAUGCUGUACAGGGAUGCGGCAACUGGGGUGGUCGGGCCGCCAGGCUACGACUCGGCUCCGGCGCUGGCCGCCCGCACGGUGGCGGCAGUGAACCUGCUGGCCAGCGGCACCGGCGUGCGCUUCUUCCUGCAGGAGGUCCGCGGGGACCCACAGCGCUACCCCUACCUGCUGGUGGGCGGCCCGGCGGACUGGCAGACGUGCGGCGCGGUGGUCAGCGGCGGCCUGGACGAGUCGGCGGCGUCGCCCGACUGCCUCAGGGCGCAGGGGGUCAUGGUGGACUUCCCGCGAGCCAUCAAUGUCUACUUCGUCGGCAGCAGCACCCUCUUCGCGACGCCCGGCCUGGGCUCCGCCGGCUCCAGCCCGGUGGGCAGCCGCUCCGAGCUGCCCGUGUGGCUGGCCUGGAACAACCUGGACGUAACAGCUCGCGGCGGCACCAACGGCCCCGAGUCCUACAACGCGGGUUCGUCGGUGCUGUGGCACGAGCUAGGCCACUACCUGGGACUGAGUCACACCUUCCCCACAGACGGCAAGUGCGCCGACUCGGACGGCGUGCCGGACACGCCCAACGUUGCAGCCACGGCCAGUAGCCUGUACCUGGACAAGCGCCUGGCAGUGGACCUGAACGACCACUGCUACACAGUCUUCAUGAGGGACCUGCAGGGCGAUCUGGGCGCCGCACCAUCGCGUGUGGGCAUUCCGGACUCGGACAAGAACGCCUGGGCAGACACCUGCCCCGACGACCCGGGCUAUGAUGAGCUGGGCAACUUCAUGACCUACACACUGCCGUCGUGCCGCGCCGGCCUUGGGCACAUGACACCCGGCCAGGUGGACCUCAUGCACGCCGAGCUGCGCUCCAACCGCCACAUAUACGAGUGGGGCCGCUACUGGGCGGAGGUGCAGCCGCCGCCACAGCUGCUGCCGCAGCAGACGCAGUCCGAUGGCGGCGCAGGUGGCGGAGGUUGUGGCAGCGGUGGCGCAGGCGGCGGCGGUGGCACAGACCCGGGCCGCCCGGACACCGCCCUCUGCACGAGCCCGCUGCGCUACCCGGGCUGCGCCUGCAAGGACCUGUGGCUCAACUACCUGCCCGAGGACCGCUCCCCCACCAGUGCGGCCAACCUGGCGCAGCGCGGCACGGUGCCGGUGUGGCAGGGCGGCGGCUGCGCACCCUACUACAGCCGCAGCAACACGCGAGGCGACUGGGCGUGUGAGGUGGAGGACGGCUGCACCGUAAACGGCAAGACCUACGGCGGCGCCGGCGUGGCGCUCAUCCUGCCGUGCGAGGGAGCCAAGUUCAUGUGCACGGACCAGCAGCAGCAAGGUGACAAUUCCACAUUGGAGGAGGCCAUCUGCACUCGGCCGCCGUCGCUGCCGGGCUGCAGCUGCAAGCCCUCCUGGCGCCUGCGCGGCCGCACCUACCGCGCCGGCUGCGCCCCAGUGGGCGCACUGCUGCUGCAGGACCCCGCCAGCUGGUGGUGCGAGCUGGCGGCGCCGUGUGUGGUCGCCGGCAAGGCCUACCAGCAGCCCGGCACGUUCGCGCUGUGCGACGAGCGCGCGGCGGCCGUGUGCUCCACGUACCAGCUCUAUGACGAGCCGCCGCCGUCGCCGCAGCCGCCGGCGGCCAAGCCCUCUCCCAGCCCCAAGCGUCGGGCUGGCAAACCGUCGCCCUCACCGGCGCCCUCGCCGUUACCCUCGCCCUCGCCCUCGCCGGUGCCUCGUGUCAGGGGUGGCUGAGCUGGGAGGAGUGGGAGGAGUGGUUGUGGCGAGUUCACGUUGGCCCGGACGCACGCAACACGUCGCCUCGAUACGGUACUUCAAACCUGUGCAUGUGAACAAUAUAGCUAGUGGGCGUGCGGACUUAAAGGUUUGACAAGGAACGCGUGGUAAAGGUUAUACACUUGCAAUUGCGUUGGAUUGUGUACAUGAGCCUGCAUGGUGGCGGCACGGCGCGGCGGCGGCACGGUUUCGUGUUGAGAUUGCAAGGUUCCCUCAGUACAGUAGCGCGCUCAGCAGGAUGUGCAAAGGUAUGUGCGAUGUCGGAGUUCCAAAAGCACUGCCACGGUCCAUCCAACCAACUAUAUACCAAUAGCUGAUUUACUCCCAUUGUUUGAUUAUUGCUAAAGUGCAUGGAGGCAUGGAGGCAUGGAGGCAUGGAGGCAUGGCGGCAUGGAGGCAUGGCGGCAUGGAGGCAUGGAGGCAUGGAGGCAUGGAGGUAUGUACCAUACUGUUAGGUAGCAGACCCGCGGUAAGCAAGUAAGGCUCUGCGGUCUGCGGUGCCGUUUCCUAGGUGUGCCUGGCGUGGUGCACGAUUGAGGUAUGGCGUGCUCUCUUGGCUAAGGUAGGUGCGGCGGCGGGUGUGGCGUGGACCGGGAUCCAGCGGCUACAGUUCUGCCGAAUGGAUGCCUCGCCGUGGAGUGGGGCCUUUCGAGUGCAGAACGCUUACUGUACAGCGGCAGCGGAAAGGUAUGGCUAGGAGUGCAUUAAAAUUACUGUGACCGGUGGAAGCUUCAGCCCUUGAGAGUACUGCGAAGGGCGGAAUCCCAGGCAUUCGAGACUGCCGGCCUCGAACAUGUCAAU